CAGGGAAAAAGAAAUUGUUGCAAAAUUAUUUGUUUCUCUGUUAGGGUCAGACUGAGGCUAUUGUUUAUGCUGAGAGUCGGACAUGGAGGGAUCAUGUGCUCAGUAUCCUUCAACAGGUGAGAUGGAGGUGGAACUCAAUCCUACAAGUGAAAAAGCCUGUGAAAUUGUGGCGUUGGAAACCCCUUCAAAGGAUGGUUUAGCAGAACCAGAAGAUGAGGAGCGGACAGUCCCAGCUGCUGGCAUGGUGUUUGACUCUGUCAACAGUGCGCUAGAGUUCUACAGGGGUUACGGGAAGCGGAUGGGUUUUGGAGUUUCAAUUAGAAACUCAACAUUAUCUCGGGACGGGACAUACCAACGGGUGAGAUUGGCUUGUACACGGGAAGGGUUUCCUAGGAGCAAGAACCCAAGGAAGGGUUCAAUUUUUGCAUCACAGAAAGCAGGGUGCAAAGCAAAAAUGACAUUAGUACAGACACUGGACGGAGAUGGGAGUUAUGUGGUAACACUGGUAACGCUAGAACACAGCCACGACCUCAGCCCCUCGAAGGGUCGUCACUUCCGCUGCAAUAGAAGCAUUUCAUUAGGAGUGCGGAGAACACUGGAGAUAAAUGAUAAUGCUGGAAUAAGGGUCUGCCGUAACUAUUUGUCUAUUGUGCAAGAACAUGGUGGUUAUGAAAACAUGGGAUUCAGUGAGAGAGAUUGUAGGAACUAUUUAGACCAACAAAGACAGCUUAGGAUCGCUGAAGGUGAUGGAGAAGCAGUUCGUAGGUACUUUGAAGUAAUGAAAUUCCAAAGUCCCAACUUCUAUAGCAAAAUAGAAGUGGAUUCAGAACGCCGUGUGACCAAUUUGUUUUGGGCGGAUGGAAGGACCCGAGCAACAUACGAAUAUUUCAAUGAUGUUGUUGCCUUCGAUACGACCUACCUCACGAAUAGGUAUGACAUGCCAUUUGCACCAUUUUGUGGAGUCAACCACCACGGCCAAACAAUAAUGCUUGGGUGUGGGUUAUUGGCUAAUGAGACAAUUGAAUCCUUCGUUUGGCUGUUUUCAACAUGGCUGGACUGCAUGGGGGCUGUGCAAAGGUAUAGGGAGCUUGAGAACACAUUCUCAAGCCUCAUCUACCAUUGCAAUGAUCGAAAUGAGUUUGAACAGAAGUGGCAAGUUAUGAUCGAAGAACAUGAUUUAGUCGAGAACCAAUGGUUGAAGGACAUAUUUGAGGAGCGUGAAAUGUGGGCACCACCAUUUCUGACAGAUCACUUUUGGGCUGGGAUGUCUUCAACACAGCGAAGUGAAGGUCUAAAUGCUUUCUUUGAUGGAUUUGUUCAUGGACAAACAACAUUGAAUACUUUUGUGGAACAAUAUGCACUUGCUCAAAGGAGGAAAAUGGAGAAAGAAGCAGAAGCAGAUUUUCAGUCAUAUAAGUCAGUGGUCCAAUGUGUAACUAAAUUGCAUUAUGAGAAACAAUUCCAAGCAGCAUACACGCAGGCAAAGUUCAUCGAAAUUCAAGAAGAAUUGAAAGACAUGUUGGGAAUAUUUCCGGAGGUAGUUGAGGAAGAAGGUCAAUGCAAAAUUUUUCAGUGUGAAGAAGGAAAUGGUGGGAUGGAAAAAGUCACCUUCCACGCUGAGAAAAUUGAAUUCACCUGCACCUGUAGGUGCUUUCAGUUCAGGGGAAUUGUAUGUCGACAUGCAUUUGCUAUGUUACUCCAACAGCGAGUAAAAGAAGUCAACUCAAUAUACAUUUUGGACCGUUGGCGUAAGGAUAUAACGCGAAGGUAUAAUUAUGAAAAUUUUGUUUCCAUUGCUUAUGACAAAAGGCCAGAAAUGGAAAGGUAUGACGAACUUCGUCAUGUAUUAUUGCAUAUCGCUGAGAUUGGGUCUGAAAUCCCGGAAAUGGUGACAUAUGUUAAAAAUAAAGCAACAGAAAUGGUAGAGGUGCUGAGUUCGUGGAAAACAAAUAUAGGAAAUCAACAUGGGAAAGAUGCUAAAAGUUUCAAGAGUAGCACAUCAACGAGGGUGAAGAAGAGAGGGACAAAGGUUCCUAAUUGUCCGAGAACAGUUAAUAAUGACCCUAAUAUUAUAGAAAAACUCCCCGUGAUGAAUCCAACCCAUAAAAAACGUCGUGGGAGGCCAACUAAGAACCGCAUCAAGACAUUGGUCGAGAAGGUUUUUAUGAGAAAGAAGAGGAAGAAGGGAAAUGAAGCAUCGCAGUCAGCUGCUUCUGGUGAACAGGUUGCACAUAAUAAGAGACAAAUUCCAUGUAUAGAAGAGAAUAGGUUUGCAUCAAUGGAGGAGGUUCUUAGAAAUAGCAUUGUGUUUGGAAGCAGAAAUGACUUGGAUGAGUCAACAAAUCCCCAAGACCAAAUUCCAGCAAGAGUAACAAAUUCUAUUGAUACUCCUCCAUCUAAGUCUGGGCCAGUGAACAGAAACGGGCUCCGUCGUAGUACUCGAGUUAUAGAGAUGAAAACAAAAAUCACAUGACUAGAAUUGUAGUUCCAUAUAACAUCACGUUAUUCUAGCAGUUAAUCAAUGUCUUCGUUAGUAUUACAAACUUAUAAGGUCCAAUGAUGAUAUUAUUAGUUUACUAUGUAUGCUAGAUGCCUAGUGUUAAUAUAAUGAUCCUAAAUGAAUUUCAUUGUCAUGA
Molecule: messenger RNA, 2636 nt
Organism: Rubroshorea leprosula
Lineage: Eukaryota; Viridiplantae; Streptophyta; Magnoliopsida; Malvales; Dipterocarpaceae
Source: the annotation of a GenBank genome assembly